Molecule: messenger RNA, 621 nt
Organism: Aspergillus calidoustus
Lineage: Eukaryota; Fungi; Ascomycota; Eurotiomycetes; Eurotiales; Aspergillaceae
Source: the annotation of a GenBank genome assembly
AUGGCGGACACUUCUUCCGAGUCGUAUUCGCAACCACAGAAGAAUCUCUUCGCGCACCAGUUCCAGAAUGCUACAGCGGCUGCUUCCUCCUCUUCCGAGUCCAAGCGCGAUGAAUCCGCAACGACAACGAAAACGCCCAGUGGGGUCGUCUUAGAUAAAGAUGGGAAACCAUGUCGAACCUGCACAUCCGCCGCCGCGUGGAAAAACCUUACCAAACAAGCCAAAGCCAUCCCCUCAUCAACACCAGCAUCAACCCGCCAACCACCAAAAGAAUGCCCUCCAGACGUCGAAGAACUCGGGCGCUCAACCUGGACCCUCCUUCAUAGCAUGUCAGCAACAUAUCCCGAAAAGGCCAACACAGAACAGCAAAGUGAGAUGCGUGGCUUCCUGAAGCUUCUGUCGAAGCUCUACCCGUGCUGGGUAUGCGCCGACGAUUUUCGGACCUGGAUGGCGGAGCCGAGUGGGAAGAACGAGCCGAAGCUGGGUGGGCGGAAGGAGUUUGGGAACUGGAUGUGUGAGGCGCAUAAUGAGGUGAAUCGGAAGCUCGGGAAGAAAGAGUUUGAUUGCCGGCUCUGGGAGGAGAGGUGGAGGACUGGGUGGAAGGAUGGGAGGUGUGACUAG